Messenger RNA from Microcebus murinus (gray mouse lemur), 1401 nucleotides. It is a transcript of the gene KRTAP16-1, whose product is annotated as keratin associated protein 16-1. Gene Ontology annotation, cellular component: keratin filament. Lineage: Eukaryota; Metazoa; Chordata; Mammalia; Primates; Cheirogaleidae. The record is from RefSeq and is a predicted model, not a curated record.
AUGUCUGGCAGCUGCUGUUCCAGGAAAUGCCCGUCCGUGCCGGCCAUCUCGCUGUGCUCCACCGAGGUGAGCUGUGGGGUGCCCGUCUGCUUGCCCAGUUCCUGCCGGAGUCAGACAUGGCAGCUGGUGACUUGUCAAGAUAGCUGCGGGUCACCCAGCUGCAAUCCACAAUGCUGUCAGCCCUCCUGUCCCGUGAGCAGCUGCUGCCAACCCCUGUGCUGCGAGGCCACUGUUUGUGAACCUUCUUGCUCCGUGAGCAGCUGUGCCCAACCCCUGUGCUGCGAGGCCACCGUUUGUGAGCCUACUUGUCCCGAGAGCAGCUGUGCCCAACCAGUGUGCUGUGAGGCCACUUCCUGCCAGCCGGUCCUCUGUGUGCCCACAUCUUGCCAGCCUGUGCUCUGCAAACCCAGCUGUUGCCAGCCGGUCAUCUGUGAACCCAGCUGCUGUUCAGCUGUGUGUGCCGUGCCUAGUUCCUGCCAACCCAUGGUCUGUGAGCCCGUUUGCUGUCAGCCAGUGUGCCCGACGCCUAGCUGUGGUCCCUCUAUCUGCUCUGUGGCCAGCAGCUGCCAGGCUGUCUGCUGUGACCCCAGUCCUUGUGAGCCAUCCUGCUCAGAGCCCAGCAUCUGCCAGCCGGCUCCCUGCGUGGCUCUGGUCUGUGAGCCCGUCUGCCUCCGCCCUGUCUGUUGUGUUCCGAGCCCCUGCGAGCCACCUUGUAUCUCCAGCACUUGCCAGGAGCCUUCUUGUUGCGUCUCCAGUGUCUGCCAACCCAUCUGCUCUGAGCCCAGCCCCUGCUCACCAGCUGUCUGUGUGCCCAGCCCGUGCCAGCCUACCUGCUACGUGGUCAAGCGCUGUAGUUCGGUUAGCUGUGAGCCUGUUUCCUGCCCAUCUACCUCUUGCCAACCUUUGUGUUGCCGGCCGGGGUCUUCUGCAUCUGCCAUCUGCCAACCAACUUGCCCUCGGACUUUCUACAUACCCAGUUCCUGCAAACGGCCUUGCAGUCCUGCAGUUUCCUACCGACCUAUUUGCCGCCCAAUCUGCCGCCCAGUUUGCCGCCCGAUCUGCUCCGGACUCAUCUCCUACAGGCAGCCCUACGUGACAUCUGUCUCCUACCGUCCUGCCUGCUACCGCCCCUGCUACUCCAUCCAGCGCCGCCCGGCCUACCUUACUUCCUACUCUUACCGCCCUGUCUGCGCCCGCCAGCCUUGUGCUGAGUCAGACGCCUGCAAACGGGAUUGCAAGAAGUUCACUUCCAGCCAGCCUGAUUGUGCCGACUCAUCCCCCUGCAAGGCAGAGGCCACAGAGGAGGGUCCCUGCCAGCCCACUGAGGCCAAACCCACCACCCCAAUUACCCGUGAGGCUACAGCCACUCAGCCUUCUGCCAGCAAGCCUGCCAACUGCUGA